Molecule: messenger RNA, 1515 nt
Organism: Sungouiella intermedia
Lineage: Eukaryota; Fungi; Ascomycota; Pichiomycetes; Serinales; Metschnikowiaceae
Source: the annotation of a GenBank genome assembly
AUGCUAAGAUUCUCACUCAGGUCGCUGACUCGCAUUUGCAUCCGUUGGAGCUCGACUCAUCAGUCUAAAGUGGUGAAAACCACCGAUGAAGCACUUGCUGGAGUUUCUUCCGACAUUACCUUGUUAUCUGGUGGUUUUGGCUUGAGUGGUGUUCCUGACACCUUGAUCAAUGCCUUGAAAGAUAUGCCAUCCGUUCAAAACGUCACUGCCGUGUCUAACAAUGCCGGACUUGAUGGCCGUGGUCUUUCACAGCUUCUUGUCACUGGUCAGAUCACUAAGAUGAUAUCGUCAUACAUUGGAGGUAACAGGACCUUUGAGAAGUUGUACUUGACUGGUCAAAUCGACUUGGAACUUACGCCUCAGGGUAACUUGGCUGAACGUGUUCGUGCUGGAGCUGCUGGAAUUCCAGCAUUCUACUCUCCUGCUGGUGUGGGUACCUGGUUGGAAGAAGGUAAGCUUCCUGUCAGAUACGACGAAACCGGAACUAAGGUUUUGAAAGCAUCCGAGCCUAGGGAAGUGCGUGAGUUCAACGGAAGAAAGUACUUGCUUGAGAACGCCAUUUUCGGAGAUGUGGCCUUGGUGAAAGCAUACAAGGCUGAUACAUUGGGUAACUGUUGGUUCAGAGGUGCAGCACGUAACUUUAACAGUGCAUUUGGAAGAAACGCUAAGUUGACUAUUGUGGAGGCUGAACAUAUUGUGGAGCCAGGAGAGAUUGCCCCAGAAGACGUUCACUUGCCAGCUAUCUACGUUCACCGUGUCAUUCAGUCUGCUACUCCUAAGGAGAUCGAAAUCUUCAAAUUCUCCGAGGACAACGAGGCAGCUGUGGAGAACUUGGAGAAAGAGCCAACUAAUGAGGCCGAGGUCAAGAGACAGAAAAUUGUCAAGAGAGCAGCCCAGGAGUUCGAGGAUGGCUCCUUUGCCAACCUUGGUAUUGGAAUGCCUACUCUUGCACCCAACUUCUUGCCUGAAGGUAUCAAUGUGACGUUGCAAUCCGAGAACGGAAUUUUGGGCUUGGGUCCAUACCCUAAGAAGGGUGAGGAAGAUGCUGACCUCAUUAAUGCCGGAAAGGAAACCGUUACUUUGGCCCCAGGAGCUUCCCUCUUUGGAUCUGAAGAGUCGUUCGCUAUGAUUCGUGGAGGAAAGAUCAACUUGGCCGUUCUUGGUGGUUUACAGGUAUCUGCUGCUGGUGACUUGGCCAACUGGGGUCUCCCAGGUAGAGUCAAGGGUAUGGGUGGAGCUAUGGACUUGGUGUCCAACCCUCAGGAAACCAGAGUGGUUGUUGUGAUGGAGCAUGUCGACAAGAAGGGCAGGCCCAAGAUUUUGGAGGAGUGCGUUUUCCCACUUACUGGUAAGCGUUGUGUCAGCCGUAUUAUCACGGAUUUGGCUGUGUUCGAUAUUGUUGACGAGAAGUUGGUCCUUAUUGAGUACGAUCCAGCAUCGUCUGUGGAAGAGAUCAAAGAGAAGACCGGUGCUGCCUUUACGAUCUCCGACAACUUGAAGCCAAUUGAUAUUUAG